CUAGAGUCGAAGAUUAUCCAUCCUGCCUCCUUCACACGCAUCUUAACGACCUUAAAAUUUAUCAAACAAAGAUUCCUUAGUGUCCCCUUCAACAUGACGAAUGUCAGACGACCAGAGGGGCCCGCAAGCGGUAGUAAACAAGCGGCAGAGGUCAACGAAAGCCACCUCGGUGUCCCAGGCUAUACAGACGACCCCAUCUUCUCCUACAUCCGCUACAGCGACAAAGCUGAGCGCUCCCUCCGCAAGUGCGACUUUGAAGAGUUCAAGGCCGAGCUGAUCGCCUUUAUUAAUUUGUACAAUGAGGCUGCGGGCGGUGCAGCGGAGGGGGUAGAGAGGAUGAACGAGCAUAAACAAGCCGCGUUCAGCAAGAUCGAGGGUUUCCCUGAGCUGGUCGCUGAUUUUGAUCAGUUUUUGACCGCCUCAAAAGUGGUAAUGAGACGUCCUACGGCCAUGCAGUACCAGGGCGCUGUAGCACCAGAACUUGCAAAUUUGUGA
Ilyonectria robusta is the source of this 495-nucleotide messenger RNA. RefSeq lists its product as uncharacterized. Lineage: Eukaryota; Fungi; Ascomycota; Sordariomycetes; Hypocreales; Nectriaceae. The coding region runs from base 94 to 495 and encodes 133 amino acids. The transcript is spliced from 2 exons. The record is from RefSeq and is a predicted model, not a curated record.